AUGACUGCUGCUGCAGUGCCAGAACCCGAGAUUCAGCGUGAAUCGAUGAGUGCACUGGAUAAGAUGAAGCGCUUGGUCGGGUUGAACGGGCGGGGAGCUAACCCGAUCGGGCAUGGUGUGGCCACCCCCAUCAAUUACAUUCACGACAGCCAUCUCCUUGAACAAAACGAAGACGCGAUAAUUGACCACCCCGCCCAGCUUCUCGAUUGUGCCGCCAUCAUCGAGGGUGUUACUCCUCCCUCCCCUUCCAAGGCACCUUUUACGCGUGGGCACCGCCGUCGUUCCACCCACGUGAGUCGGCGUGACCUUGAGAAGUUUCAGAAGGAGGUCUUAGGCGUUGAAAAUCACGCUUCCUUCUACGACGAGGAAAACGGCACCUCACAUCCUAUUCAUCCGUACGAUCCUCAACUCGAGGAAUUGAACCGAGCCUUUGCGGAAGCCGAUAUGUCGAUGAACAGCGGUACAGGAAUGUCUGGCAAUCCGGGGUCUGGCAUGUUGUUCUCGGGUUACGUGGACAACUCCCCUGGUACCCCUAACAUGGGCAGCGUCCCUCGCCAACCCGUGCAAUCCCUGCCGCCUGCAAUCCCACACCCGGCGAACCAGAUGAAUGGAACAGGCAUGGCUGCGAUGAAUGGAAAUGGACCGAUGAAUGCGGGCCACCAGAUGGAUCUCCAUCAUCUCUACGAUAUGGUGCUGGAAUUGAGUGAGGUUUUGAAGAAUAACCGAGAGGUCACUAAGAAUAUUGUUACAAGUGCUGAGGAAAUCAUGAAACAUGGGUCUUCAGAAGGUGCUAGUCCUGCAAUGCAACAAGUCAAUGGUGAAAUCACAGCUGCCCGAAUCUCUGAACUCGAACGAGCGCUCGCGAAGGAGAAGCGAACGGUUGAAGACCUGAAGCGGGAACAAUCCGAAAACACCAAACUCAUUGGAGACUACGAGUCUGGGGUGGGUACAAUGGUAGAACAGAUCCGCAACUACUGUCAGAACAACAACAUGCAUUUCUUAUAUCAGAAGAGUCAUUACAACAAUCUCCUACAGGCGGAACGGGAUGCACAUCUGGAGAGUCGGCUGGACCGCGAUUAUUGGCAUACCCAAACGAUGCGGUGUGCAGAGAUGAUUCGAAACGCCCAUCGGUUACGAUCGGACGAGGAUGAGAUGCCCGUUAGCAUUGUCGCUGGGCUGCAAAAUGAGGUUCGCGCAUACCGUAACGCCCUCGGAAUGGAGCCUGAAAGACCCGAAGAGGAGUACGGCUGGGAGAUCCUCAAGCAUACCUCUAGUGCGGAAUAG
This is a messenger RNA of Penicillium angulare, 1284 nucleotides long. RefSeq lists its product as uncharacterized. Lineage: Eukaryota; Fungi; Ascomycota; Eurotiomycetes; Eurotiales; Aspergillaceae. The transcript has 3 exons. The record is from RefSeq and is a predicted model, not a curated record. Bases 1 to 1284 code for a protein of 427 amino acids.